Molecule: messenger RNA, 1002 nt
Organism: Emiliania huxleyi CCMP1516
Lineage: Eukaryota; Haptophyta; Isochrysidales; Noelaerhabdaceae
Product: Kynurenine/alpha-aminoadipate aminotransferase
Exons: 7
Coding region: 1-1002 (333 amino acids)
Biological process (GO): biosynthetic process
Molecular function (GO): transaminase activity; pyridoxal phosphate binding
Source: RefSeq, a predicted model, not a curated record
AUGAUGCGCACCUUUUGCGCUGGCGUCGUCGCCGGCGUCUCGCUCAGCUGGCUCUAUCCACGGCUCCUUCGCCAGCUAAGCUUUGUGACGAGGCUCGUACGUGUGCGUGUCAGCUCGCGCGCCGCUCCGUCAUUCUCGAUAGAGCGAUGCCUCUCGCGGGUCGCCCGUGCCAAGCGGCCUGCGCUACUGCGAGAGCUCCUGCCGCUGCUCAAGCUCGACGGGAUGGUGCCGAUGGCAGGCGGCACGCCGCACCGAACCACCUUCCCCGUCCGGGCAUACCAGCUCGAGCUCGCCGACGGCGGCGUCGUCCGCAUCGACGAGCCACAGCUCGCGCAGCAGUACAUGCACGACGUGACUCCGGGCGUGGGCACCGUCGGCUACCUGCCGCUCCUCGAGUGGGCGCUCUUCACCAUCCCAUCCUUCCACAACCCGACCACCGCCAGCGCGAGCCUCGCCGCGCUGCGGGCGGAUCCCCUCGCCGCCGAGGACGCCGGCGCGGCGCUCCCCGGCACGGAGCGGGCUGGACUGCCCCCCUCCUUCCUGUCGGUGGACACCGACGGGCGAGUCGUGCGCUGCGACACCUUCUCAAAGUGGGUCUCGCCCGGCCUUCGCUGCGGCUUCGUCACCGCUCCGCGGCCGCUCAUCGUCAAGCUCGCGCAGGGCGCCGGCCCCUCGCUCGGCGUCUCCUCGCCCGUGCAGGUCUUCCUCGUCGAGAUGCUGCGGCGGUGGGGCCCCGCCGGGCUCCACCGGCAUGCGGCCUACCGCCGCCGCUGCGCGGUCGCGCUGACGGCGGCGGCCGAGCACUUGUCCGGCCUGGCGCGGUGGGAGGCGCCGCGCGGAGGCACGCUCCUUGGCGCGGGGCUGUGUCAUAGCAUGUUCCUCUGGCUCGAGCUGCUCGGCGUGCGCAGCUCGGCCGACCUCCUCGACGAGAUGACGCGCGAGCGCGUGUGCGUCGUCCCGGGCGCCGACUACUCUUCUCGAGGGCACGAGGCGCCGCGGUAG